GCAGCCAUUAUAGGGUGGAGUUUGUACCACCUAGACUCACUCAAUGGGCACCGGGCCCUAUUCUGGGGUGCCAGAACUGGUACACUGAGUGCCGUGAAAAUGGCUAUUGCUCACGGAGCAGGCCCCCUUAGUCCCGUCAUUGACUCUGAUUAUGACUUUGGAGCUACACUCAACAGAGAGACUGCCCUAAGUAUUGCAAUCGAUAACAACAAGAUCGAGGUUGUGCGAUAUCUUCUCCAGGGCUGCCACCCAAUCGAAAACGUCUGGGCCCAGAAGAGCUACCUUCUUCACUCGGUCAAGUGUCCCAAGCUGAUGGAGGUCCUUCUCGCCGGAGGGUUUUCCAAUGGAGUCAAUACCUUGGGCAAGAUCGAUACAUGGGACGACGACGUGACCCCGUUGGUUGCGGCUAUUGAGCGAAAUCAUCCUGAAAGCACGAUUCGCACACUGCUGAAGUUUGGGGCCGAGCUCAACUCGCAGAACGUUUCUUCGACGCGUCCCAAUAUGUCUGCUUUCCAUAUUUGCCUCUGGACCGAUCGAGCUUCAGUGACAAAGAUACUGAUAGACCACAACGCAGAUGUCAACGAGGCAGAGGGACCGGAGCCGUUGUCAAAUACUCCUUUGGGUACCGUACUCCUACAGUGCCAAUCAGGAACGACCUGCGAUGAGAUCGUAGCCUCACUUCUGCGCAACGGAGCUAAUCCAAACCUGUCCACACGAGAACCAGGCGCUGGACUGAACCCCAUCAUGCUCGCUUCCUCCCCGGACGUUCUACCUAAGACGUUCGCACGUCUCCUCGCCAAAGGCGCUCGAGUUGAUGAAGAAGUACAAUCCGAACUUGAGCAGGUACUUUUCUCGGCGAAAACCGGUGUCCUGCGGUGGAGCUCCACGUCUCAGCGUCAGGCUGUGCAGAACACGAAUCAUAAGCUUCGAAUGCUUCGUCAACUUGGUCACAUUGCACUGCCAAUAGAGGCUGGAUCCUUGGAUCUAGAUCGGCCCAAGGCAGAUUAGCUAGCAACACGAGACCUCACCGUCAGCACAUAAUGCGACAAUAGAUU
This is a messenger RNA of Colletotrichum acutatum, 1055 nucleotides long. Its product is annotated as ankyrin repeat-containing domain protein. The record is from RefSeq and is a predicted model, not a curated record. Gene Ontology annotation, cellular component: nucleus. Gene Ontology annotation, biological process: positive regulation of transcription by RNA polymerase II. Lineage: Eukaryota; Fungi; Ascomycota; Sordariomycetes; Glomerellales; Glomerellaceae. Gene Ontology annotation, molecular function: protein binding; transcription cis-regulatory region binding. The transcript has a single exon. The annotation marks the transcript as partial.